Xiphophorus couchianus (Monterrey platyfish) is the source of this 2342-nucleotide messenger RNA. It is a transcript of the gene ccdc62, whose product is annotated as coiled-coil domain containing 62. NCBI's taxonomy places the organism in Eukaryota, Metazoa, Chordata, Actinopteri, Cyprinodontiformes, Poeciliidae. Bases 365 to 1906 code for a protein of 513 amino acids. The transcript is spliced from 13 exons. The record is from RefSeq and is a predicted model, not a curated record.
UCACGUCUUUGCAUCUGUACGUCAUUUGUCUCAAAAGUUGGUGAGACGCUUCGUGGAGCUCAAGGCAGCAACAUAACCUGUCGCAUUAUUUCUGCUACUUCGUUUAAAUUUACAAUAUUUAUGCUCCAUCGCCUUCAUACCGUUAAUCCGCUGCAUUGGUUUAAUCUAGAUUAUUUCACAGUCAGGUUUGCGUCAGUAGAGGCUGCGGUGCGUUCGCUGUGGUUUAGUAUUUUAAAGCCAGCUGUCAGCCUUUCCUCUCCGCUAUGCCGUCAGCCGAAGCUCAACCACGAGAAUGACGCCGCAGGAGAAUAAACACGCGCUGAACGUGGAUGUGACGUAAGGCGCGGGAAUCAGCUGUGACAUCAUGGACGGCAGAAGAAGACUGUUUGCCUCCGGCGACAGCGCCUUUCUGCGAGCAGACGACGGCCCGGCUUCACUGUGGCACAGCACUCCAGUUAAAGAGAAGGGUGGUGGUUCUCCACUUGAUGGCAAACAGCCAUGUGGUCCAAGCAGAGGUUCGCCAGCACAGUGGGUCCAGAGUUCUGCUGGAGUCCCAACAGAUUCCUGCUGUGGUCACAAUGUGCAAAGUGCUGAGCUUCCUGUGAAAGACCUGAGUAGCUCCACCAUCCAGAGGCAGAGGAGGGAGCUCCAGCUCCUGAUGGCCGAGCUGAAGGACAGAGAGCGAGAGCUGAACGCCAUGUCGGCUUCCCAUCAGAGACAGCACCAGGCCUGGGAACAAGACCGCCAGACUGUGCUGGUGCUGGAGCAGAGGUGCUCUCGUUUGGACGAUGAGUUGCAGAGGUGCAACGAUGUGAUGGGUGUCCUGACUAAACACGUGUGGGUUGUGGAAAGCAGAGAGAAAGAGGCGCAGACGGAGCUUGGUGAUGCUAAGCAGCUGCUGUGUGAGCUGGAAAAGAAACAGCAGCAAGUCAGCCAAAAGUGUCAGGACUACGAGGCAAAGAACCAGAGCCUCAGCUCCGCUGUCAUGGCUCUGUCCACACAAGUUGGUUCUCUGCAGGUCCGAGAGGAAGAACUGAGUUCAAUGCUCAAGCUAAAAGACAAAGACGUGAUCGAAGCCUCCGGUCGUAACCUGGAGCUGUCGGCGAGGCUUCAGGACCUGGAGACGUCGCUGGCAGAGAGUCGCUCUCAGGAGAACAAGCUGCUGAGAGACUUGGAGGAAAUGAAGCGCCGUUACAGAGAAGCUAAGCACGAGGUCUCCCAGCUCAGAGCGGAGCUGCAGCAGCAGGUGAGUCAGAGCAGCAGGCAGAGAGAGGAGAUCAUCCGUCUGAAGCAGGAGCUCCAGCUGCUCCACACCGACCUGGCCCUGACUGGUACGUCACAUGACCAGCUUCUUUCUCUAUUACCGAUGUCUCGCUCCAAGCAGGAGCGCAUCAUGUCGGAGCUGCUCUGCCUGCAGCAGGUGUGUGAGAACCAGAGGAGUGACCUGCAGCUGCUGCGGCUGAACCAAGAAAGCACACAGAGAGCUCAGAGGGAAACACACCAUCAGCGAUUACCCAGCAGCCAGGACGAAUCGGCCUGUGACUGUGCGGACGUUCGGUCCCUGCAGAACCUGAGACCUGAUCUUGAAACCUCACCAGCAGCUGCUGGCGUUCACGACUCCAACAGAAAACCUGGAGGCUUUCCAGCAAACAUGACGGAUGUUGCCGAUCAGCUGUCAGCAUGUUCUCUACAGCAGGCGUUGGGCAACUCCAGGUUGCUUCCAGGAACUCCCGAAAGCAGCAGCAGCUUAAGACGUCACGUCUCCACAGGUUGUAAACCCAACUGUGGGACCGCUCAGCCACACACAGCCCACCACCACCCGAACACCACGAUACCCGCGCCGAGUGACGCUCCACCCAAAGCCUGCCUCCAUCACAAUGUCAGCCAGCGAGACGGAGGGGUUUGACCAAAGAGUGGAUUUCCUCUAUAAAUCAUGAACGUUCAACUUCUCCAAUCAGAGCAGCGAAUAACGGCGUUGUUGUGUCUGAGAAGAAGAGACCUUUGCUUUUACCUCAGGAAAAAAAAAUUAUAAUAAAAUGACUUCAGUGUUUUUUUAUCUUAUAUUUUCAAUAUUUUGUACAAUUUUAUAAUCUAUUGUAAAUCUGAUUUACUGAGUAUUUCUUUUAACCAUGAGUGGUUUUUACACAAAGUGUUGUGUGAAGUGGGGGUGACGUGAAACCGGUCCUGCAGGGCUGGUGAGUCCUGUGCGGUCUGUCCAGUUCCACUGCCUUCACAUGGUGACUCACAGGAAAUACCUAAAGCUCUGUCUUGCUUUUACGUCUUGUUGCCUGGAUGAUCUCACACUACUUUUAAAAAAAAAAUAAAUAAAGAUUUAUCUUUUA